Messenger RNA from Chelmon rostratus (copperband butterflyfish), 1995 nucleotides. Its product is annotated as perforin-1-like. NCBI's taxonomy places the organism in Eukaryota, Metazoa, Chordata, Actinopteri, Chaetodontiformes, Chaetodontidae. The transcript has 6 exons. The record is from RefSeq and is a predicted model, not a curated record. Gene Ontology annotation, biological process: leukocyte mediated cytotoxicity. Bases 231 to 1994 code for a protein of 587 amino acids. Gene Ontology annotation, molecular function: calcium ion binding; pore-forming activity.
UUUGACACAAGCAGUGUGAGCAGGCGAGACGAAGGCAGAGCUUUGGACGUCGAGAGGCAUCUGGGCUAAGACCACUGAAGGAAACUGAGGGGCUAACACUGAGGGCAUUUGUCUACCUCUCAUUUAGCAGUAGACAGUUUUUGGCCACAUAGAACCUGACGGACCUUUUGGCAAACGAGAACAGACUUAAAGGAUAAAACGUCAGCUUGCAACCAUCACCAAACAGAAACAUGUUUCUGUUGAAUAUCUGCGUCUACGCUGCUCUCAUGCUGUCCCUCCCUCAGUGGACGUAUCAGUCAUGCACAGACGGGACACCCAGACAGUGCUUGGAUGCAGAAUUUGCUCCAGGUAUCAAUUUGGCCGGGGAAGGCUUCGACAUCAUCAAAAUGGAACGUAAGGGGGCCUUCGUGAUCGACAUGAACCGGUGGAAACGCAAGGACAAGACGUGCACCCUGUGCAGCAACCCCUAUCUGGAGAACAGAAAGCAGAAGCUCCCCCUGUCAGUGGUGGACUGGAGGCCAAAUCAGGCCUGCAGCAUGAGAGUGGCCUCUAAACUGCACCGAUCCAGUGAGUCUCUGGUCACUUCCAGCUCCUCGUCUGUUGAAAACAACUGGAGUGCCAAUCUAGACCUUAAUGUGGGUCAGAAGGGCGGCUCAUUGAUGAUCGCUGGGACCCAUUCUAAACUGGCUGAUUACUCCAUGGAAAAAACUAAGAAUGACAAGUUCAGCUUCACGAGCCACAGCAUGUCCUGUGAGUACUACAGCUAUCGAGUGUCCGGCACUCCCAAGUUGCACAAAGAAUUUAACAAAGCAGUGAAACAGCUCCCCAAAGUCUACAGCCCUGAAAACAAGCAACGAUUUUACAAACUCAUCGACAACUUUGGCACCCAUUACAUCACCAAGGUGAAGUUGGGAGGAAAAGUUCAGUCUGUGACCAGCAUCAGGCAGUGCCAGGCCAGCCUGCAGGGCGUCAGCGUGGAGGAGGUGCAGAUGUGCCUGGAAGUUGAGGCAUCCGCCAGCAUCAAAGCCACAAUUAAUACUCAAUCGAAACACUGCAAGCAAGACAUUGACAAGACGGACAGUAAGACAUCCUUCUCUAGCCUCUUCAACGACAGGUUCACAGAAAUAAAGGGGGGUCAUACCACAGAGCCAGACCUUCUCUUCUCUGCUGACAAAGAUCCAUCAGCCUACAAGGAAUGGCUGAACACGCUACCACAGAAUCCAGACAUUGUCUCAUAUUCUCUGGACUCACUGCACGAAUUACUGCCUACUAACAACCCCGUCAGAAAGAAUCUGCGCUCGGCCAUCAGCCAUUACAUCCUGGAGAAAGGCCUGUGGAAGAACUGCAGUGAGCGCUGUCAGGCCGGCAUCAAGAGCGACUCGAGGGAUCACUGCGUCUGCCAAUGCCACAAUGACCCAGCUGUAAACCAAGACUGCUGCCCGACCCGAAAGGGCAUGGCACGGGUCAUCAUAACUGUGCGGCGGGCCUCUGGUCUGUGGGGAGACCACACCACAGCCACAGAUGGAUACGUGAAGGUGUCCUUCAAUGGGAUGCUGGUCCGGCGUUCUCCUGUCAUUAACAACAACAACAACCCACACUGGGCCAUGGUCGUCGACCUGGGCCCCCAGGAUUUGUCCAAAGGCAGUAAAGUGAGAUUUGAAGUGUGGGAUCAGGACAACACCUGGGACGACGACCUGUUGGGACAAUGCGAGCGGGAACUGUCUGCUGGAGUCAAGGAAGAUCUCUGUAACCUGCAGCACGGCAGGCUGUUCUACAAGUGGGAGGUGAAAUGUGCUCCGAGUCUGAGCGGGUCCUCAUGCACGGACUACAAACCCUCACCGAUGAGUCCAAGUCUGAAGAGGCUGUAUGUGUCCCGUCAUGCCCACCCGGUUCCAAAGGCCAUGCUGUUAGAGAUGGGUGUGUUUGUGGAAGAAACAAGCUCUCAGAGAAACCAGAGUCUCAGCGCAGAGAGUCACUCGUCUGAUGAGAUAUAAC